This is a messenger RNA of Hansenula anomala, 1050 nucleotides long. RefSeq names its product SUR7/PalI family protein. The transcript has a single exon. Lineage: Eukaryota; Fungi; Ascomycota; Saccharomycetes; Phaffomycetales; Wickerhamomycetaceae. Gene Ontology annotation, cellular component: cell cortex of cell tip; plasma membrane. Gene Ontology annotation, biological process: fungal-type cell wall organization. The record is from RefSeq and is a predicted model, not a curated record. The coding region runs from base 1 to 1050 and encodes 349 amino acids.
AUGAGAAUUAUCAAGUUACCAGCUGCUGCAAUCAAUAUCAAUAUCAUUGUUAUCAUCAUUGGAACCAUUUUAUUAACGUGUCAAGGGAGUAACAAGAAACCAUACAGAAACAUCUAUACAUUAAAAUUGGACUUUACCAAUAUCAAUUUCACAGCGGUAAUACCUUUCCCUCGUUUUGCAACUGCAGUGGCAAGUUUAGAUCUUCAAAAAGCAGGACUCAGUGAUAUCUACUCUAUUGGUGUCAAGCAUUACUGCAAAGGACAGAAAUUAACAAAUGGUGACUAUAGAAUAACCUAUUGCACAAGUGCAUCUAAGAAUUACUAUUUCGAACCACAUCAGUUGAUUGCAAGUGAAAUCAGUAAUGCUAAUAGAAGAAAUGCCCUCAGAGAUCUUGAAUAUUUGAGUGUUAGACUUCCCUCUAGUGUGGAUUUUUUCAGACUUCAAAGCAAGAUGACAGACAAAAUAUUUAUCACAAUGUUGGUUGGUGUGUUAUUUGCUGGCAUAUCACUUAUUUUGAAUUUCAUUUCGCUAUGCUAUCCACCAUCACAGGAAUUUAUUCUAGGAAUAAGUUUCUUAUCAACAAUUGUAUCAGCUGCCACAUUGCUUAUAAGCGCUGCUAUAGCUACAUCUGUUUAUGAUAGAGCCAGAAAAGGCUUUUCCAAUGGUGAUAAUCAAUAUGGAAUUAGUGGUACUUGGGGGAAUUCAGCAUUUUAUGCUCUUUUAUGGUUGAUUGUUGGACUGCAAUUGAUUUAUGUUUUGCUCACGAUAUGGACAGCUUGGUCUGAAAAAUGGUUGAUCAAGGAAAAGGUGACAAGGAUCAGAAGAACCAGUGAUCAGGAAGCUCCUAUAGAAACGAACGCUGAAAGAAGAAGACAAGGGUUUAGAUCCAGAUUUGAUCGUGAUAGUGAUGCUGAGGAAGAAGACGUUCCAAGGUAUCCAGUUUAUGCUCAAGAACUUCCAACUUAUCAAGAAGCCACAAGGGACCAAGAAUCACCUCAGGCAAAGGAAGAGGGUGAUACGGGACUCCAAAGAGGUAGGGUUGGAUCAUGA